Messenger RNA from Octodon degus (degu), 1979 nucleotides. RefSeq names its product PC-esterase domain containing 1A (gene Pced1a). The coding region runs from base 470 to 1834 and encodes 454 amino acids. The record is from RefSeq and is a predicted model, not a curated record. Lineage: Eukaryota; Metazoa; Chordata; Mammalia; Rodentia; Octodontidae. The transcript has 8 exons.
AGGGCAGCCAUCACUACUGUGGGCAGCUACACUUGGCCGUUGCAGUACUCCCACCAGUACCCGGGCUUCGCCCCACUUUGGGAGGCCUAGUCCCAGUCUUGCCCCUGUGGUGGCAAACCUUUCCUGCCCCUUUCGGCGUUGAGGGGUCGAGAAGGGCGGGUCAUGGGUGACCGGAAGUGGGAGCUGUAAGCUUUGUUGCCCCGAGGGCCGAGGCCCGAGGCGCCGUCGUCGGGCCACUGCGACGCACGCAUGGAGACCAAUGGGCGUCGGGCUGCGCACCGACAGCUAGCCGGGGCGCAUGGGCUCUGUGGAGCAGGAGCUUUGCAGAACCGACUGGCCUCUCGGGGCGCGGGAACAUGAGGCUUAACCAGGUGCCCUCUGCGGGCGACGCUCGCCGUUCGCGGUCCUGGCCUGCUCGCUGGUGAAGGGCGCGGAGCCCCAGGACCCGCCCGUUGGUGUCCGUGGCAGCAUGGUCUUCUGUCUGGAAAACGAGGUGCCGCGCCGUCCGCAGCGAAGCGCCAUGGUUCCCUUCCAAGCCUCAGAAGUCCAGCAGCUGCUACACAACAAGUUCGUGGUCAUCUUGGGGGACUCCAUCCAGAGAGCUGUGUAUAAGGACCUGGUGCUUCUGCUCCAGAAAGACUCACUGCUCACAGUUGCCCAGUUGAAAGCCAAGGGGGAGCUGAGCUUUGAACAGGACCAGCUGGUGGCUGGGGGCCAGCUGGGUGAGCUGCAUAACGGGACACAGUAUCGUGAAGUCCGACAGUUCUGCUCGGGUUCUGGCCACCACCUUGUGCGCUUCUACUUCCUCACCCGAGUUUACUCUGAGUACCUGGAAGACAUCCUGGAGGAGCUGACAUAUGGGCCUGCCCCGGACCUGGUGAUCAUCAACUCUUGUCUUUGGGAUCUCUCCAGGUAUGGCCGCUGCUCAAUGGAGAGCUACAGAGAAAACCUGGAACGAGUGUUCGUACGCAUGGACCAAGUGUUGCCAGACUCCUGUCUGCUGGUGUGGAACAUGGCAAUGCCCCUGGGGGAGCGUGUCACUGGGGGUUUUCUGCUACCAGAGCUCCAGCCCCUGGCAGCCACUUUGCGACGGGAUGUGGUUGAGGGGAACUUCUAUAGUGCUACACUGGCUGGGGACCACUACUUCGAUGUUCUGGAUCUCCACUUUCAUUUCCGGCAUGCAGUACAGCACCGUCAUCGCGAUGGUGUCCACUGGGACCAACAUGCACACCGCCACCUCUCACACUUGCUUCUGACUCACGUGGCCGACGCCUGGGGCGUGGAGCUUCCCAAGCGGAACUAUUCCCCUGAACCAUGGAUUGAGGACUGGCCAGAGAUGGAUCAUCCAUUCCAGGGAAGCCAUAGGCAGCCCCCAGACUUCGGGGAGCAACUGGCCUUGCCCCCACCCCUGCCCCCUCCUUUACCCCCUCCCAUGUCUUUUUCCUACCCUCUUCCACAGCCUUCUCCACCUCCCUUGUUCCCACCCCUGCCCCAGGAUGCCCCUUUUUACCCAGGCCAGCCCUUCCCACCUGAGGAAUUCUUCAGUUAUAAUCCAAUGGAAGACUUCUUGAUGCCUCCCAAUUUAGGGUGUGGCCCUGGAGCGAACUUUGUGCCUGGCCCCCUGCCACCUCAAGUCCCUGGCUCUGUCUCCCAUGGUCAGCAUCGGAGCCCAUUGGUCCACCGGGGGAUGCCACGCUGUGUUCCCAACAGCCCUUACCAUGUGCCAAGGUCGGGGGCACCCUGUAGGCAGCGACUCAGGCAUUCAGAUAGACUGAUCCACACGUGCAAACUGGACAGGCGGGGACAUACCCAUUCAGGAACAUGGCCUGUAUAGACUGGGUUUUGGACUGCGGUUGGAUGUGCCAUCGGUCCUGCAGGGCCUAGAUGGCACACAGGUGCUGGGCCAGGGUGUCUGUUAUGCCUGGCAUUUUUGUUGUCCAUUGCUGUUACCAAUAAAGGCAUGGAAGGACAGAGUGACA